AUGGCCGAUGAAUCAGACGAUGACCUCUAUGGAGACACUACCGCCGAGCAAAAGGACAUUGGAAAGAAAGAGGACGACGGUUCCAGCGGCGACGAGCCCAUGGACGAGGGUCAGGAUUCGGGCGACGAUGAGGACGACGAUAGUGAAUCGGACCUCGAGAUUAUCAUCGAUAAGCCAGCAGUAGCGCCCAAGCCUGCAGUUCAACAACAACAGCCCCAAGCAUCCAAAGCCAUAAAGAUCGAGGCACCGCCGCAGUCCUCCUCUGCGCCCUCACAAGCCCCAAGAACAAUAGCAACAGGCACAGUGCCCCAGCUCCUGCCAGGCACAGCCUACCCCGCCCAACGCACCUCCAACAUUGAUGUCAAUGGCAACCCCGUCUACCCACCCCACGCAAAGGAAAUCCUUUCCGUCGACAUGGAAGCGGAUAUGGCCGAAGAGCAGAAGAUUUGGCGGCGAGCAGGUGAAGACCAAUCCGACUACUUCAACUAUGGCUUCGACGAGUUCACCUGGGAAAUGUACCGCCAGCGACAGACAUCCAUGGCACAGGCACUACAACAGCAAAAGAACGACAUGGUACAGAUGCAGCAGAUGAUAGGGCCGAUGCCGACUAUGCCCAACAUGCCGGGACCGGCCCAAGGCGGUGCCCCAACGGGUGCGCCGUCCGGGCCUGGUGGAGGUGGAGGUGGAGGCGGCGGAGGCGGAAUGGGCAUGAAUGAACAGGCACAAAUGGAGAUGAUGUUCCAGCAAAUGGCGAGUCAGGGCAUGGAUCCAAGCCAGAUGGACUUUGCCUCUUUCAUGCAAAUGGCAGGGCAGGGCAUGGGUGGUGGAUUUGGUGCUCCCAGCGGACAGCAGGGAGGGGGCUUUCAACAAGGCAAUCAUGGUGGCGGGGGUAGGGGCGGAAGGGGUGGAAGAGGGAGAGGGUGGUGA
Cucurbitaria berberidis CBS 394.84 is the source of this 927-nucleotide messenger RNA. RefSeq lists its product as uncharacterized. Bases 1 to 927 code for a protein of 308 amino acids. Gene Ontology annotation, cellular component: mRNA cleavage and polyadenylation specificity factor complex. Gene Ontology annotation, molecular function: RNA binding. Lineage: Eukaryota; Fungi; Ascomycota; Dothideomycetes; Pleosporales; Cucurbitariaceae. The record is from RefSeq and is a predicted model, not a curated record. The transcript is spliced from 3 exons.